This is a messenger RNA of Seriola aureovittata, 2332 nucleotides long. It is a transcript of the gene prorp, whose product is annotated as protein only RNase P catalytic subunit. Gene Ontology annotation, biological process: tRNA 5'-leader removal; mitochondrial tRNA 5'-end processing. Gene Ontology annotation, cellular component: mitochondrial ribonuclease P complex; mitochondrion. NCBI's taxonomy places the organism in Eukaryota, Metazoa, Chordata, Actinopteri, Carangiformes, Carangidae. The record is from RefSeq and is a predicted model, not a curated record. The transcript is spliced from 10 exons. The coding region runs from base 340 to 2211 and encodes 623 amino acids. Gene Ontology annotation, molecular function: protein binding; ribonuclease P activity.
GUUUACCCAUGAAGUUCUAUAGAAAGGACUAAGCUGAGUUAGUUGUUCAAGUUGAACAUCGAAGGGAGGUGUGAGUCUGCUUUAUAUGAUUAUAACUGUCUAUAGAGUCAACGAGUGAUAGUUGCCUUUAACCUCCAGUAUUUAGAAACAGCUAGGUUAGCUCAUGGUUAGUCUUCGAUGUUAGCGAUUCAUGCACCCAACAGCAUGUGUCAGUUUUGUCUUGAGUUGGUUUGGGAACUAGGUUUUCUACAGUUUGUAGAUGACAUACAACAUAACGUGAAACUGAGUCAGAAUAGAUUAUAUUAAGUUCUACUAAACCCAGAGGUUAAACUUCAGAACAUGGGCUCCAACUUGAUAUCUAAAGUCAGAAUAUGCCUGAAAACACUAAAUCCUUUCUUACACCAAGGAAGUUUAGCUUUCCUCACCAUGAAAACUUCACAGCUGGCUACCACAGCACACUGUCUGUACAGCAGAGACACCAACCCCAAAUCAGGUGGCAGACAGACAGUCAGACAAAACAGUGGGCCGACUGAUGGACAGGGUGGGGUAAGAUAUAGGACCAUCAGACAUAGACAAGGAGAAUUGUGGGAAGAUACAGUGGACGGAGGAGGUAAAAGCUCAUCUCUAAGGCAGAGACAAUCCUUCCCCAAAUCUGUGUUUUCUGCUGGGACGGCAAAGAGGACGGCAGAGAUUCUGAAGAUUCUGGCGUCUGAGGAUGAAGCGGACCCCAAGCAGGAGCCUGAAAGGAAGACAACUAGAGGAGCAGGAAAGGUGCAGCCUCCUGACCGGCCACUUUCUGUUACUGAGUGGAGGAAGCUGAAGGAGUCUCUGGGAAAUCCAGUACGCUUUGACAUCAAGAUGAUCCAUGCACUGUUCGCCUCUGGGGCAGAGCUGGAUAUUGCCAAGUCUCUGCUGACUUUUGCCACCAUGGAAACGGGGACGCUGUCCUAUGAGCUGUUACUACGGUACCUUUCACUAUGUGUGAGUGGUGGCCACGAUGCCGAGGUGUUUGAUGUCUAUGACAUCAUGAAGGGAAGUUUCUCCUCUCUGGAAACGGGAGCCUCCACCCUCUUUAUCAAGUCCUUCAGCCGCACAGCGAGGUGGAAGGAGGCGGUCAACCUCCUGCAGGAGGUUAAGAAGGUCUUUACCCCAUCAUCACGCAACUAUGGUGAUAUCAUUGCUGCAGCAGUGUUACACGGUGACAUGACCACUGCCUGGGCUCUUUAUGAUGAAUUGAUGGAAAAGGGACUGAGUCCACACCAGGAGACCUGGGACGCUCUGUUUAAGGGAGUGAAGAAGACUAAGGAGGUGGAAGGGUUGGAAGAGGCCAUGUCUCAGUCUGAACACCAGGAGAGGCUGCUGGGGAUUCUGCUGCACAUGAGGAACAACCAGAUCUACCCACAGUACAGCCUCGCCAGCAGCAUCAAGACCUCGUUUGAGAGUCUCCCAGGACAGAAAUGGACAGGAAGUUGGACCAGCGCCACCCCAAAGGGUCUGUGCAGGUGUUGUGGGUCAGAGUUAGAGUCCAUCCAGCUGACUGCUGAGGAGUACCAACAGCUGAAAGACAGAGUGAUGACUGACAUCAUUCAGGGACAAGAUGUUUUCAACAAGACCACACCGGAGGAGUUGGAGCAUUUCAAAGCGUUUGUUCAGAGGAAGCCAGCUUUUGAUGUGGUUGUAGAUGGGCUGAAUGUAGCAAAUACCAACAAGGACAAAAGCAAGCUGUCAGCGACGUUGUUGGCGGUGGUGUCAGAGCUGGAGCGUCAGGGCCUGACUGUUCUGGUCUUGGGGAGGAAACACAUGCUGCGGGCCACCAGAUCCUGGGAGAGACACAACAUGAAUCUUAUCCAGGAAAAAGCCCAUUGCUUCUUCACUGACGACAUUUCAGAGGACGACCCCUUCCUGCUGUACGCCACUUUGCAUUCUGGGAAUCACUGUCGGUUUGUGAGUAGGGACCUGAUGAGGGACCACAAGGCCUGCCUUCCAGACGGAGCCACCAGACGGCUCUUCUUCAAAUGGCAGAGAGGUCACCAGCUUGUGGUGGAUGGAUAUGUAGUAGCAGACAGGAGGGUCCGAUUUCAGAGUAUUCUCAAAUAUGACACCACUAUCCAGACUUCAGGAGACUCAUGGCACGUUCCCUACGACGACACAGAGGACAGGAGCACCUAUGAAGUACCACAACAAUGGCUUUGCCUCACACAGAAGCGCUGAGCACACACACACACACACACUAAUUUCACAACAGAGCAUUUUGGUGUUAAGUCAUUCAAUGUGGAUCAUAUGCUUUGAAUAUAACGGUGGACCUGUGAAUAAAACCAAAAAUUUAACACAA